UGUUUGGAUUAAUCCGGAACCGAGUUACAGUUCUUUGUUUUUAUUGGCCAGUAAUUGCACAUUCUGAUUGGUUGAUGCCAGAAUCCUUCCCGCGUAAACAAGAGGUAUAUAAACCCGCUUUAGCUUCAAAAAUUAUCAAGCAACUUCAGUGUGUUUCUUCAAAUAUUGAUCUUCUAGUCUCCGAAACUGACAAUGUCUGGACGUGGUAAGGGAGGAAAGCAACGCGCCAAGGCCAAGAGCCGAUCUGCCAGAGCUGGUCUGCAGUUCCCCGUGGGCCGUGUCCACCGUUUCCUGCGCAAGGGCAACUAUGCCGAGCGUGUGGGUGCUGGUGCCCCGGUCUACCUGGCUGCCGUCAUGGAGUACCUGGCCGCUGAAAUCCUCGAGCUGGCCGGAAACGCCGCCCGUGACAACAAGAAAACGAGAAUCAACCCCCGUCACUUGCAGCUGGCCAUCCGCAACGACGAAGAGCUGAACAAGCUUCUCAGCGGUGUCACCAUCGCCCAGGGCGGUGUACUGCCCAACAUCCAAGCCGUUCUGCUGCCCAAGAAGUCUGCAGCCGGCAAGGGCGGGAAGAAAUCCUCGCAGUCCCUGGAGUACUAAACGACGACCGGCCAAGCCCGCUCCAAAACCAAACGGCUCUUUUCAGAGCCAACAAACGACAAAAGAGAUUAUUUCCAAGUCUGCGUGGUGUUCCAAAAUCAAACAAGCUUGCGGUCUUAACUGGGCCAGGAUAUGUGCAGAGUGGAACUUGACACAAAACAUUUAGGCCUAGGCCUACCAUACAAUGCCUCGCCUGAAAUGGCAUUGUACGCCUUUGGGGCUGUUUCAUUCGAUACUGUGACCCAGCAGCGUUUAUGCAGUGAAAUGAAUUGAAACUGUCCUAACAUUAUACAAUUCAAUGUCGUCUUACUCAGGUUUUUUUGUUGUAGGCCUAUUCUCAUUCCUAUCCUGGAGCACGGAUUGCAUAAUUUAUAAACUGUGAAUUUGGGGCAAUGAACCCCCCCCCAAAAAAAGAAACUUCUCUAAAAAUUGACGAGAUGAUAUUUCCCUCCCAAAAGCAUGCAAAAAGCCCCAAAGUAGCUUUCCCCUCAGGAAGGACGAAAGGUUACAUGAACAAAUAUUUGUACAUAACUGUAUGUACAGUACAUGUAUGAUUUCAGUCUCCCCCCUCAAGAAUUGAAGAUGUGGUUUCUGAAUUCACCCUUGACUGAACAAAAGCUCAAUCUCAAAUACCUGUAUGUGCUUUCUAGUCCUUCAGGCUUAGCCACCGUCCUCAUCCCAGGCUUCAUGUCCAAAAAAGACAUUUUACUAGCAUUAAAAUCAGUAGCAUAGCUGGGGCUAUUUGUCCAGAAGCGCCUGUGGGUGCACAAACUUUUUCAAGGGGGCAUCACAAGAAAUAAUAUCAGCUACAUAUCUGAAGAAACUCGAAAGAGAUUGUUCGCAGAUUUCAAAGGGGGCGGGCACGGGCAUCCCCCCAUAGUCUGUACAAUUGUGAGUGUGCGCAUACAUGUACACUGUACAGGUGAACCUCAGUCCUUUGGACAGAUUACAUGUACAUAUAUUAUCAAGUAUAAAAAACAACAAAGGAUUUAGACCUUAACAUUUCCUUAAAAGUAGAAUGUAUUAUGUGCUCACAAUAUAUACAGUGGCACACUGUUAUGAGAUAACAUGGUCCUUGGGACUAGACUUCACAGAUUACCUUGUUAUAACACCUUGCAUUAUCGGUAAUGAAAAACAAAGACUUGGGACCAUGUACAUGUAUACUGUAUGUAGAUAACCCAGGAAAGUAUAUGUACGAGGUAAAAGCUUAUGUUCCAAGUCAAAAUAUCUGGGCAAAAUGUCACGGGCAAAAAUUUGGUUUGAGACCAAAUUGAAGGGCCAUCGACUGUUCAACAGUAUGCAAGUGCAGAAGCUUAAGUGCAUAAUUUGGAAAAACUCCAUGGCCCUCCAAUGCUACGGUCUGUACGUAAUGCGCAGGGAUAAUGGUAAUAAGGGUGUAGAGACAUUCCGUAAUAGGCACUAUACAGUAUAAGAACUCAUCAGUGCUAUUACAUGUACAUGAACAAGACACUAAUAUCCAAAUUGGAUACUUCAUUCAACACUUGAUGUUCAAUCAUGCCGAACAACUUCAACAGCUUUGAAUUGAUUUAAUUUCAUUCAAAAUAAAUAUGACUGUUGCGAUUACAAAAAAAGGGACCCGUGUUGCUACUUUGUUCCCCAACCAAAUUCCUUUCUUAUAGUUCAAGAAUAUUGCAUGUUCAUUUUUUCACCAAACACAACAAAGACGGCACAUUGGAAACCUAUUGCCAUAAACCCUGCUUAGCCUCACUGCUUAUGGGCAGAGAAUGCGAAUGAUAGACCUCUCAGUACACACAUGUGCAUGUAUCACAAACAUUUUGGCUAGAUCUGGCUGUAGCAACAGUCAAAUCUCCACGUUGUGCAACCUGUUGGAUCAAGUACAUGUACAAAACUUGUGCAACCUGAACUUGUGCAACCUGUUGGAGCAUGUACAAAACUUGUGCAACCUGAACUUGUGCAACCUGUUGGAGCAUGUACAAAACUUGUGCAACCUGUUGGAGCAUGUAUAAACUUGUGCAACCUGUUGGAGCAUGUACAUGUAGAAAACUUGUGCAACCCGUUGGAUCAAGUACAUGUAGAAAACUUGUGCAACC
Messenger RNA from Acanthaster planci (crown-of-thorns starfish), 2672 nucleotides. RefSeq names its product histone H2A-like. Gene Ontology annotation, molecular function: structural constituent of chromatin; DNA binding; protein heterodimerization activity. Gene Ontology annotation, cellular component: nucleosome. NCBI's taxonomy places the organism in Eukaryota, Metazoa, Echinodermata, Asteroidea, Valvatida, Acanthasteridae. The record is from RefSeq and is a predicted model, not a curated record.